CGUAGUUAGAAAGAGGUAAAGCAUUUUAUUGUUAUAGAGUGUUUCCAUAGUUACGUGCGUUGAAGACUACUGCGAAGCUUUUUUGAACUACUAAAGCUCAGCUUUUAAGCGAAUGAACAGCUGUUUAUCUAAAUAAAUAAAAACGCGAUAUAUGAUAACGCAGCAGCUGUUUCAAUUCGAUGUGUGAACUGUUUACAUCACUUCGGUGGACGAUAGCAGCAACCAGCAGCCUCCGGUGUUAACUAUACCGGCGGCUCUUCUACCUCAAGUAUCAUCUGGUCAGCAUCCUGUACCGUCAAUUGAUCUCAAUAUGUCACUUAAGCAGCAACCGCUGCAAUUGACCGAUGAACGCUAUGAUCCAGUGGAUACACUUCAGCGCAGCUACGAUCUUGAGAAUGGACAAAAUGAAGAACCAACCGUCAAAAAUUCUAGAAGAAUUGCCACCCAAAAUUGGUCUAUUUCAUCUCAACCGCUUGCGCUGCUGGCAAUAUUCUUCCUGCUCUGGGGGAUUGCGUUUUCGCUGCUGCCCAGGGAAAUGACCGAGCCGAAUACUCCAUUUAUGAGACUGUGUUUUCUGUUCGUCGGAGCAGAAAUCAGCGGCAUAUUGGUUUCACUGACUGGCCUGCCUGACAUGCUUGGUAUGCUUUUCUGGGGUGUUCUGUACACCAAUGUUGGCUGGGCCGAUUUCAGUGGAUUGCAGAAGUUGGAGGUUUUUCUACGGGAGAUGGCUCUCGUCAACAUAAUGCUGCUGGCCGGACUCGGUUUGGAUUACGAUUCGCUAAAAAAACUUUUUCGUUUCAUCAUGCAGUUAACCCUCAUUCCAACGAUAGUUGAGGUGGCUGCAAUUGCCAUACUGUCCAGGUUCCUGCUGGAUUUGCCUUGGAUGUGGGGUGUUUUGCUGGGACUGGUGGUAACAGCGGUUUCACCCAACGUCGUCGUCACGGUGCUGUUGCGCUUGCAGGAGGAACAGCUCGGCCUGAAUAAAGGAAUUCACACAUUAAUCAUCGCUAUGACAAGCUGUAAUGAUGUUUUAGCUAUUUUCCUAUUUGGCGUCCUUCUGGGGGUGACAUUUUCUACUGGUGACCUCACGAGCCAGAUUCUCCAAGGACCAAUCGGUAUCGUAAUUGGUCUAGUCUUCGGCGGUGUAUGCGGGAUCGGGUUGCUCUACAUGCCCUCUUACCAAGCGAAAUACACCAACGGGUUGCGCUUCACGAUGACGAUCAGUGCCGGGACUCUGUCGGUGGUCGGAAGUAAACUUAUUGGAUAUCCUUCGGCAGGUGCUUUGGGCUGCAUAAUGACGGCUUUUGUCGCUGGUACAGGUUGGAAGAAGCGUCCCGACCAAGAUACGAGUGAGGUUGGCAUGUACCUGGAUUUGCUGUGGAAGUUUCUGAAGCCGGUGUCAUUCUCGUUAAUUGGAAAGGAAGUGAACUUUUCGGUCCUGGAAGGAAAUACGGUGUUAUAUGGUGCAGUCACGCUGCUGGUGGCUGUUUUGUUUCGUCUGGUGUUCUCGUAUCUUUCGACACUCGGUAGUGACUUAAACUGGAAGGAAAAGGCUUAUGUUACGCUCUCGGGCUUCCCGAAGGCUACCGUACAGGCAGCCCUUGGCCCGGCCGCUUUGGAUUUGGCACGCAGCUUGAACGCCACUGAUCAGCUUGCCAGGGCGCAAACGGUGCUUAUAGUGACGGUAUUGGCUAUCAUCUUUACCGCCCCCCUAGGGGCACUACUCAUGAUAAAACUUGCUCCCAAAUGGUUGAAAAAAGGACCACCAGAGAUGUAACUGACAAGUGUACUUAAGAGCGUUACAGACGGGUACUUAAUUUUAAGUAAAUAAAAUAACUUAUAUUUUUGUGUCAUUCACAAAUGUUUCCUGAAGUAACCGUUGACAAAGAGACCAGCGAUGCCGGCAUUUGAUUAGCUUAAGGUUGUUGUCUGUGCCAUACAACUUCUAAGCAGCACUUUUUUUACAUUACAAAUCCGGCUGAACACUGACCAAAAGAUGAUAAAUUAUGACCAACCAUCAUAGCAUCGUUGCAGGUUGCAAAAUGUAGUGUGAAUUCCAUUGGCAUAAACUGGCAGAUAACAACAACAACGCAUAACUUUCUCAUCCAGGCGGUGUCAGACUAUGCUUCGAUCCUGAAAGUUUUAAGCCGAACGAAAUUUGCGGCACGGUAUCCAAGCUGUGCUCGUCUUGUUUACCGUACGCGGCCGCUAGUUGGUCUUGAACACAGCUCAUUGUCGGUGUCACUUGAUUACGUUAAAUAAAAUGCUUCCUUUUUGGAUUGUAUAUACCUUACGAUUAAUAUUUUCAAAUAUAAUUUUAACGUAAAUCAAGUAAAGAUGAGGUUGGCUAGGAAAACGAAUAAGCUCAGAAGAAUAUUGUAUUCUUUUCACAAUGUUCAGAGUUGCUACAAGCAAUGUAGAAGAAGACAUAUUGUUAGCAGCUAAUGUGAAUCUCACAAGGAUUAGGCACGCAAAGUUUCUGGUCAUCUGGUUACUACAUAUAAGACAAUCAUGAAAAGUAGCUAAACUUCUUUAAAAAGAAGUGUACUUAUAAUGGUGUGAUUAAUAUAUUGCGGCAAACAAUUCUUAUUUAUUAAAGCUAUGCGCACGAAACCUGUAAGCGCUUAGCCACUAGAAGGAAAGCUCGAACAGUUAACCAUUUCCCGGCGGCUGGAUCACUAAGCGAAAUUCGGAUAUUUUUCGUUGAUAAAAGGAUAACCGGGUAUAAAAGAUUAAUUCAUGAAUAAUAGCUAUAGCACCACUUGAAAAAUGCAGUCUUUAAGUUUUCUCUCUUUCAACGAGUAUAAGAGAAGGUAACAAGCUUAAAUCAAAUAAAAGCUGUAUUCGAAGAAAGUGACUCUCACAGAAUUGUUUACCAGUGCAGGCUGUUAUUAAAUACUUUUGAAAGAAAUGAAGAACAGGUUAUUAGUUAUUUACAUUAAUUGAGAGUAAUCUAUAUGUUUUAGAAGAAUUGUCUACAUGCAGAAAUAUCUCAUAAUAAAUUAAAUCUACUUAGUUUCUGCGCAAACAAGUGCGAUGGU
This is a messenger RNA of Sabethes cyaneus, 3041 nucleotides long. It is a transcript of the gene Nha2, whose product is annotated as sodium/hydrogen exchanger 9B2. NCBI's taxonomy places the organism in Eukaryota, Metazoa, Arthropoda, Insecta, Diptera, Culicidae. Gene Ontology annotation, molecular function: antiporter activity. The transcript has 8 exons. Bases 311 to 1777 code for a protein of 488 amino acids. Gene Ontology annotation, biological process: proton transmembrane transport. Gene Ontology annotation, cellular component: membrane. The record is from RefSeq and is a predicted model, not a curated record.